AUUAUGCAACAGGAUGAGCACAAAAAAAACAACAACCAAAAAACCGCCUCCUUACAUUGCAAACUUUCUAGGGCAGAGCUCAGUUGCAGACAUUGCAGAGCAACAGCCACAAGCACCAUGAAAAACUUCAUCUUGAUGACAGCUUUAAGUCUCUGCAGCUUUGGCCAGAUAUUUAUCUCGUAUUCUGAGUCUCACACUGUGGAGGUUCAGCCUGGUGAAAAUGUGACACUGCUGAGUAAAAACAUCUCCAAAUAUGAAGCUGUGACAUUCUGGUUCAGACUGGUCGACAGAAAUACGGCCAACUGUAUCUCUGUUAUGAUCAACUUUAACAAAGUGGAAUACUGCAAAACGUUUCAAAGUGGAAGAUUUCAAAUGGGAACCAACGUCUCCAGUGUCUUUCUCAACAUCCAAAAAGUGGAUUUAUCGGACUCUGGACUGUAUUUGUGUGGAUUUUACAUAAAGGGACGUCCAAGUUUCACUGUAGUACAUCUAAAUGUUAAAGGCAGCAAUGAGCCACAUGAUGACAUGGAGAGCAAGAGUAUAAACGAGUCUGCAGGAGCAAAGCUGACGAGUGUGAUCCUGGGGAGUCUGAUUGUUUUCCUUCUAAUGGUCAUCAUUGGUCUGCUUGUUAAAAUCCGGAAACUUCAGACAGCUCAUAGAGAAGGACAGAGUCCAGAGCAAAGAGAGAAUCUGGGCUCUGCAGCGGUGAAGUUUCUUCCAAAGACAGUUAGAAACAGAAGACCUGCUUCAGAGAGACAAGAGGAGACUUGUGUGAUUUAUCAGAAGUCAGAAGUGCUUGAUUAAUCCCCAUAGGGAAAUUGUUUUUGUUACCGCAGCUCCCAAACGGUAAGUGAUAGCAAGAAAAACAAUAGUAAGAAAACAAAACUUUAACAAUAUACCCUAUACAAUAUCCUAUUUUAAACAAUAUA
Messenger RNA from Larimichthys crocea (large yellow croaker), 929 nucleotides. RefSeq lists its product as uncharacterized. The record is from RefSeq and is a predicted model, not a curated record. The transcript has 6 exons. Lineage: Eukaryota; Metazoa; Chordata; Actinopteri; Sciaenidae. Bases 4 to 804 code for a protein of 266 amino acids. Gene Ontology annotation, biological process: response to bacterium.